Messenger RNA from Entrophospora sp. SA101, 172 nucleotides. NCBI's taxonomy places the organism in Eukaryota, Fungi, Glomeromycota, Glomeromycetes, Entrophosporales, Entrophosporaceae. The record is from the annotation of a GenBank genome assembly.
AUGCCUAAUAUUGAAAACUUAGAAAAAAAACCUUUUAUAAAUAGCCGUGAUAACCUAUUAAAUGUCCGUCGCGGAGAAAUCCUCUACCGGGAAGAUCUGACCACUGGAUUUGUUUUUGUCGUUGUGGGAACUACUAUCUCCUUGGCUGUCGCCGGAACUAUUUACGUAGUUG